Molecule: messenger RNA, 2775 nt
Organism: Sporothrix brasiliensis 5110
Lineage: Eukaryota; Fungi; Ascomycota; Sordariomycetes; Ophiostomatales; Ophiostomataceae
Product: GTPase activating protein (Gyp5)
Exons: 2
Coding region: 1-2775 (924 amino acids)
Source: RefSeq, a predicted model, not a curated record
AUGUCGGACCCCAAAGACGAGCUGGUGUCGCCCGUUGAGGCGCCUUCGGUUGAUACGUCGCCUGAUGGCUCCGACCACGAGACGGACACCUUUGAAGACGCCCAGGAUACGUCUUCUGUCCGUUCCCUAACCAACCGCAAAACGUCUCUUUCCACGUCACGACUCGCAAAGUCGUCCACGUCCCCAGGCGCGGAUCCUGCCAAGUCAGAGCUCGAGAAGGCCUUCCAAAAGAUCCGCGGCCGCCAGAACCCACCUCCCGGCGAAGACGACAACAACGCAGCGGACGACAAAGAGCGUGGUGUUGCAAAGGCUAGUGAGAACGCGGUCGUCGAGGCUGAAGAAGACACUGCUCCUUCGCCACCUUCAGCCGUCGCACCUGCUGCUGACAGCGUAACAAACGGCCUGGCCAACGGAAAUCGACGAAAGUCAUCGCCCCUCCCCGAUCUUGACGCCGACAACUCUGCAGAGCUUGAUAACGUCAAUCUUGACGACGACCACACUGCCGCCAAAUCCCCUCCCGCUGUGCCCGAAAAGGACCUCUCUUCAAAGACGCUGUCUCUUAGCAGCUUCACAAGCGUCAUUCCCUCCAUCCCGUGGUCUCCAUCCAAUUCCAGCGAGACAGCCUCCAAACCGCCACCAAUCUCUCCCUCCAUCCCCCCGGUCGGCGCCCCGCCCCCAGCCGCGACCCGGAAACUGACCAGUCCUUUUUCGUGGCUGUCGCGAAACACCAACAAGGACGCAGCCGUUAUUUCGCCGCCUCUCUCCCAAGUGUCGCCGCCCACUGUGUCCCCGCGGAGGAAUACGGCUAGCUCUGUCGCCACCCUUACGAGCAAUCCUGAAAUGAUGCUCAGCAAGCUGGAGGAGGAGUCCGAUCCCCGCCGGGGGUCAGGACGCAGCAGUUUAAAAGAUCGGUUCAAGAUGAUCCGGCAAAGAGAAGAAGCGGGCGCCGGUGGUGCUGGAACAUCUUCUGAAGAGGAACGGACCGCAAACACGGCUACUGCAGAAGGUGCCGGCUCGCCAAAACUGGGCACUGUCGGCCUCGGCAUUCCCGUGUCGUCAUCUGGCGAUGAGCACGUUCCCGCAUCGCCCAUGCCAGCCAGCCCCAAUCCGAGCCUUGCUCCAGGGACGGUGUCUGGCGCAACGGCCGGCCCGUCGAGCAACGGCGACGCUGCUGUGGACUGGGAUCUGUGGCAAGCCGUCAUCUACGAAGGCCCUGCCGCGGUCGCACGCUCAAGUGCAGAAGAGCUCAACAAGGCCAUUGCCACCGGCAUCCCAAGCGCGAUCCGUGGUGUCAUUUGGCAGGUUCUUGCCCAGAGCAAGAACGGCGAGCUUGAGGCUGUCUACCAGGACAUGCUUGCGCGUGGCACUGAGCGUGAGAGGGAGCGCCAGAACAGCGCACCUGCACCAGCAAAGGACACCACGUCGUCUGCUGCAUCGUCGAUUCACUCCGGCGACUCCGUGUCGGCCACGAGCGCCAGCAACGGCGCCGCCAGUGGUAGCGCGACUACGGCAUCUAUUGUGGCGGAGAAGGAGAGCGCCAGCGUCGUGGCCCAACGUAAGAAGAAGGAGAAGGACGACGCGGCGGCUCUGCAGAAGCUCGAAAAGGCGAUUCGCCGGGACCUUGGUGCACGCACGAGCUACUCCAAGUUUGCCACGGCCCAGGGGCUCCAGGAAGGGCUCUUUGGCGUUUGCAAGGCCUAUGCUCUGUUCGACGAGGCAGUGGGCUACGCCCAAGGCAUGAACUUCCUCAUCAUGCCCAUCCUCUUCAACAUGCCCGAGGAGGAGGCGUUCUGCCUGCUGGUCCGCCUCAUGAACCAGUACCACCUGCGCGACCUGUUCAUCCAGGACAUGCCAGGCCUCCACAUGCACCUCUACCUCUUUGACCGCCUCUUGGAAGACCUGGAGCCGGCGCUGUACUGCCAUCUGCACCGGCGAAGCAUCUCUCCGCACCUGUACGCCACCCAGUGGUUCCUGACGCUCUUUGCCUAUCGCUUCCCUCUGCAGCUGGUUCUCCGCAUCUACGACCUGAUUUUGUCCGAGGGCCUCUCUGCCAUCCUCAAGUUUGGCAUCGUCCUGAUGCAGAAGAACGCGACAACCCUCUUGGGCAUGUCGGACAUGUCGCAGUUGACGACGUUCCUCAAGGACCGGCUCUUUGACGUGUACAUUGAUGCGAGCCCCAGCGCCGGCAGCAUCCUCGAGAACGGCUUCUUCGGCAGCUCCUCGUCCAGCCUCGACAAGGAGGUGUACCGGGCGGACCAGUUUGUGCGCGAUGCGUGCGAGGUCAAGCUCACCCCGGAGCUGAUCAAGACGUAUACGGCCGAGUGGGAGGAGAAGACGCGCGCCGAGAAGGAGCGCGAGGCCGAGCUCGAGAACCUGCGCACGUCCAAUGCCAGUCUGACUGUCAAAGUGCGCCGGCUGGAGGAACGCAUCCAGACGGUCGAUCACGAGCAGGCGGCGCUGGCGACGGAGCUCGUGCACACCAAAGUGGAGAACGAAGAGCUGCGGGACGAAAACGAGAGCCUCAAGGGCCAGGUGCGCGAGCUCAAGGUGGUGAUUGAGCAGCAGCCCGACGAGCUCGAGCAGGCAUGGAAGGCCGAGCGCGACGAUCUCAUGAACCGCAACGCCAAGGUGCACGAAGAGAACCAGCGCGUCGAGAAGGAGAUGGCCGAGCUGGAGGAGCAGCUGGUGCAGACGAAGAUGCAGUACGCCGAGGUCAACGCGCAGCAUGAGACGCUGUUGCGGAAGUGGUCAGAUCUGAAGCGGCAGUUUGCGUAA